AUGAGCGAAAAAGGCCUCCUCUCCACCAUAGCCCUCCAAGAGAAACGCAUCAAAAACCUCACCGACCUCUACCACCGCCGCCACACCCGCUCCGUCGACCUAAAGAAGAAAUGCGACGGCUGGCGCCACAAGCGGUGCGUCUCCGAGAGCGGGCCACGGGCCUACUGGAACAAGGACCUGGAGGAGGAGUCCAAACUCAAGACCGAGCUGGCAGCGCUGCUUGAGGAGAAGAGUGUGGAAGAGAGGACGUUGAAGGCGUUAUUGGGUGAAAUGGAGGCGAGGUUGGCCAAGAAGAAAGAGGAAGAGUGGGAGGAUGAGGAGGAGGGGGACGCGGGGGAGGAAGAGGGGGAGGGGGAGGGGGAUCAGGAGGAGGAGGACCGCGAGGAGCUUAGAGCGGGAGAGGCGGUCGUAUGGGAGAAAGAGAGGGGGGGGCCGAACGGGGUGGAGUGGCGCGCGGCGCAGAGGGCGGAGGAGACGGAGAAUGACGUUAGGAUGUUGGAGCAGCAGUGGACGAAGCAGACAGACAACUGGGAGGACGGAAAUAGCUGGGAUGAGCAGGUCGAGCCGGAUAGGUUGGGGCUUUGGAUCCCUUUGCGCAUGGACGGUGGCACGGCUUUGUGGGGUUAG
Molecule: messenger RNA, 627 nt
Organism: Morchella sextelata
Lineage: Eukaryota; Fungi; Ascomycota; Pezizomycetes; Pezizales; Morchellaceae
Exons: 1
Coding region: 1-627 (208 amino acids)
Source: RefSeq, a predicted model, not a curated record